Molecule: messenger RNA, 960 nt
Organism: Suillus subaureus
Lineage: Eukaryota; Fungi; Basidiomycota; Agaricomycetes; Boletales; Suillaceae
Product: Alpha/Beta hydrolase protein
Exons: 8
Coding region: 1-960 (319 amino acids)
Molecular function (GO): hydrolase activity
Source: RefSeq, a predicted model, not a curated record
AUGAAUCCAAUAGAUCCUCAAACUUUUGAUCAUCGCACGGCUCAAAUUUCUACUGGUCGCCUUUAUCAUUUUAUCGACCAGAUCCCGAAGGAUUACGAUCCAACUCGCCCACCACUAAUUUGUUUACAUGGCUUUCCUGAUUCUUGGUUCGGAUGGCGGCACCAAAUUGGUCCAUGGUGUCGACAAGGCUUCCGUGUGAUUGUUCCAGAUAUGUUAGGCUACGGCGAAACCGACAUGCCCCAGAAUUCUUCAGCGUAUUCUACGAAAAAUAUUUGCAAUGAUAUUUCUGCACUUCUUGAUUUCUUAGCGAUACCCAAAGCCGUGGUAAUUGGUCAUGAUUGGGGGUCAUACACUGCUGGAAGAUUUGCUUUGUGGCAUCCGGAUCAGAUCCACCAUCGACGAGAUGUCCCUAGGUUAUCUAUUCCAUAUGUUCCUCCGAAGGAACAGCAUAUGUCUGUCGAGGAAAUGGCCAGAAAAUAUCCAUCCUAUGGAUAUCAAAUGUACUUUGCGUCCGAAUCAUCAACAUCCGAGGUCGAGGAAAACCUCGUCCCCUUUCUCGGUAUAGUGUUCAGAACACCUGAGAAGGCAUUGUCGUGGUCAAAGUUGGACGAACUGAUCACCAAUAAGCAAAUAAAUUUUACCAACGAUUGCCUCCUCAAUGAGCAUGAAUUACAAUUUUAUGUUUUUCGUUUUCAGCGCGGCAUGCGAGGGCCUUUGUCUUAUUACCGAACCACGAAAAUGCGAUUCGAAGAGGAGAAAGAGGCUCAGCUACCUGCACAUCUACUGCCGAAUCUUCCCGUUCUCUUCAUGUAUGGAACCAAGGAUGCUACGUGUCCUCCGUCGGCGGUUCAAAAUGCCCACAAAUUCAUUUCACGACUCAAUACCGCGCAGGAUCGUGUUACAACGCAAGUCUUGCGAUUCCUUUCGUCUCUAGGAUCAGCCCAGCAAUCUCGAAUGUAA